Messenger RNA from Musa acuminata subsp. malaccensis (wild Malaysian banana), 481 nucleotides. The record is from RefSeq and is a predicted model, not a curated record. Lineage: Eukaryota; Viridiplantae; Streptophyta; Magnoliopsida; Zingiberales; Musaceae.
UGAUGCACUUGUUGUCGACAAUCCUCAAUUUUUCAACAGGCUUGCAGAAUCCUUCAUUACAAGGGCUCAUAUAAGAUUCGUUGUUCUACUUUGGGGCGAGAAAUCACACCUUAAAAGCAAAUUUGUGGAUGAAAUGCCUAUAUAUGAGUACAAGGAUAUUGUGGAACUAGGACAACAAAGCCGCCAUGCAUUGCUUCAUUCUUGGCCGACAGGCCAGAAGUAUGUUUAUGAAGCCAUCAACCCUGAAGAUGUUGCUACACUAAUGUAUACAAGUGGAACAAGUGGUAUUCCCAAAGGUGUGAUGCUUACGCAUCAGAAUCUUUUGCAUCAGAUAAAGAACUUGUGGGACAUUGUGCCUGCAGAAGCCGGAGACCGUUUCUUGAGUAUGCUGCCAACAUGGCAUGCAUAUGAGCGUGCAGCUGAGUAUUUUAUAUUUACCUAUGGGAUUGAGCAGGUUUACACAAACAUUAAAAGGUUGAAG